This is a messenger RNA of Amoebophrya sp. A25, 11084 nucleotides long. The record is from the annotation of a GenBank genome assembly. Lineage: Eukaryota; Dinophyceae; Syndiniales; Amoebophryaceae.
AGUAGUUCCCACCUCUAUUGAUCCCUAUGGAGGGAGUUGCUUAGUCUUAAGAAUGGCCUCCCGUCAUCGUUGUUUUGCGUGUCUCCGUGCAGACCACUUCUUUAGGUCCGUCUUGCAGUACGCCAUCUGCACGAAUAAGUGGUAAUGCAACGUGAACAGCAAGAAGAGAUGUUUCAAACUUCGACGUAAAAAUGGCGAUAGUCGUCAUGAUAUAAUUAAGGGUUUCGACAUUGCGUUCUUCACUGCCAUCCUUGCCUCGUUUUCCAGUAGGAAAAGGGUCGAGGAUGGUCUGAAGAAUGUAAUUCCGUAACCUCUAAUGAGACUCCUCCUCAUCAGCUUCAUCAGCUUCUUCUGUGGAGGCAACCUGACUGAUGCAGCUGGUCUUUUGUCCCCACCCAGUCUACGUCAGUUGCUAUAAGAACACGGUACUUCUAUUUCUACUGUACUAGAUUCGCUUGGGCUUGCUGCUUUUCUUUAGGCCGCGGAUCAUUGAAGUUUUGUUCACUGGAUCAGCAUGUGGGCGCACGACUUCCUUGCCGCUGAGCCAGUGGCGAAGACAUACCUGACCCACAUCAAAAGCAACAACGUUGUCGGCCGUUGGUGGUAUUCGGAGUACUACCUUCCGCAGAAAAGUAGGCUCAGCAGUGCUCUCAGAUUCAUCCGCCUGUCUAUCAGUCUCUGCCUCUUCCUCAUCAUCGUCGCUCACAUAACCGAUGGAACAAAUUGGGAAUAUGUUAUGGAAGAAUAAGAAAUACGCCUAGAAGGCCUAAGCGAAUCAAUGGUGCUUGUAGUUCUUGUCAUCCCUAUUGCUGUAAGAAAGUGCAUCUGCUUCUCUGAGAGAGUUCUCGUUGUGACGGAGCGAUCAGCAUAGCAUAUCUCCCACAUUUAACUUUGACGAAUUCCUGAUAGCUUCCUCUUUUCCCGUUUCAUAUCUUGCGCCCAGUGCCUGCGGAGAUUGGAUUGCAAGAUCAAUUGCGUACACGACAACUUUCCAAACCUCAACUGCCACCGAAAAGCCUACAACUUGCUCGCAACGACGGCCGCAGAGGUUGAUGACCUCUCCCGCUCGUCCGCCAAUGCCAGAGCUUUUAUUAAGGCUAGUUUAUCACUAUCCCAUGUGAACUGUGCUGAGUGAAGUGAUUUAUAGGCCAAAUGAGCGCGAAAAUGAGCAACGCACUCAACCGCGGAUAGUGGAAGACUAGCGCUAAUUUUCCCAUCACAUAUGCGGGGAAUGUUUACUCGCGACUGUUCGACUACCGUCUUGCCUCAGACGAGAAGGCAAACGCGCAAGGGUUUAACGAUUGUCGCAAUUUAAGAGUCAGUGACAACUACAAAAGAAGAGGCUAAAUCAUUUUUACUUACUGUGGUAAUCAUCGAUUCUAGAAGAACUGCUACUGCUCGUGUCCUGCUUUGGAGAUCAUGGCAAAGAAUCUAGUAUCAAUGAUCUUCGAUCUACUAAACAAUGUGGCAGUGCCGAAAGAGACGAUGACAGCUACGCAGACAGUAGAGAGUCUGCUACACGAUUCGCGGCUCCCGCGCACUCAGAUAUGCUUUCCACCAUGUCGGGAUCUCGACCCAACGUACCCAGGACAAAGCUUGAUCGGAGCACAGUACAUGUUUUAUGCUGACGGAACUGGAUCAAGUACUAGAAAUAGAAGCAGUGAAGAUGCUGGCGCCACAAGUAGAGAUAUUCGGUACAAGAAAGACGGUAGAUGACGUACUAGAGGUCCAGGUUCUUGAGGUUGUAUCUUCUAGAUGAUGCUAAUACUUCUUAAAGAUCAUCACUAAUAUCUCGAAUAAGUCUCCCUUUCCUCCGUUUCAUACUUGCGGUGGUAGUACUGCGGGUUCGAGUGCGUGGUCGAGCGGACUCAAUACCAAUACAACGACCUUGCUGGGAGAUGACAGACCUUCGUGUAGCCAGCUGACCUCUGAUGACCAACAGAAGCGCCUCAUAUGCGUAGAUGAUAGCGACUCUUGCGAGAAGACCAUCUACAAGAGUGAGAUCUGCCUCAAUUGUGCUACGGGAGAGCCCGUUGCCAACGUGGUCGGCUCUGUGGAUGCUGCGUGUAUGGAAACAAAGGACUUCUAUUCUUGAGAUGUCGACUUCUAGUUUCAAUGUGAAGUCAUCUGCUCAAUUUGUUCUAACCAUGAUGACUUUAUUGAACAAAAUAGACAAGAAGGAUUUAGUUUUGUUGUGAUCGUCUCCAAUCCAGCCGCGGCAUCGUCAUCCAGUGCAGAAGCCCCUGCGAGCGAUCACGCGGGAUUGCGCGCACGGAGAGCCGGUUGUUGGUGCUUCACAAUCGAACACAUCAUCGUCUGCAUGUGCGUUGCCUUGCCUUUUCUGUUUCUCUACAACGUGCUCACCUACUUCACUUCCCAAGUCGACGUUGGCGUCGAGGAUGGGAGUGUUGCCAAUGGCUGUCUAAAGUGCGGGAUGCAGUGGGUUUGCAGCAUCGUCGCUGUGUCCGUACUCUUUCUCAAUGCUCACAGCUUUGUAUGUACUACAGCUUUUGUAUAUGGGGGAUGCCUUUGCUUGUCAGGCCAGCCGUCCGCUUCGUUUCAAAAAGUGGGUCGCGGUGCUAGCGAUUCAUUGCAGCACAAAGCGGCGGGCAUGGUUGCCGCGGCUCCGUUUUGUACUGGCCCGGCACAACUGACGGGCCCCCGUCAUAUGGCCCGGCGGGCGGUUCGGGGGCGCCUAUCAAAGACGGGCCGCGUCGCCGUUAACUUUUGGGGGGCUUUUGCCUUGGGAAUCCGGGCCACAUUCCUCCCGGCGGCCGGCUUCGGUGCGUGUUUGUACACCUGCCUGACGGCGUGGCCGCAAAUUGUAUAGCUUAGGAUGCGCCUGGUGUAGCUCUAGGGGUCUUAGGUUUUCUUGGGCGCCUGGCUGGGGAGUAAGUGAGAUUGAUGAACGAGGCACGCCGCUGGGAACGAAGUGCAGCAGAGGGGCGCAACCAGUUGCGAACGCUGACGCAUUUUGAUGCUGCGCGGCGCCUCGUCGGCUGGGUGUUACUGCGCAACACGCCAAGCCACCAGCAAGCGCCACGGCUUGGGGGGCGCCCGCCGUGGUGAGGGUGAUAGACGUGCCUGAGCUACCAAACCUGACGCACGACGCGGACGCGGCUGCGAUGCCAAAAGCUGCGAGCGCUUUGCAGCUGUUGCGCGAUGUUCUGGCACUUCGAUCGAAUCAGCGGGGAGAGACGUGAAGAAGGGGCACGGCGAGGCAGAGGGGUGCCGCAUAGUUUGGAGAAGAAGCGGAUAGCAGAAGAGCGGGGGCCCUCUACUGCUGCGGGCCUUGAAGGGCAAUCCAGCGGCUGCCUGGAAUAUUGCGGCCGCGCUGCGGCGUGGGGGUUCUCUCCGCUGACAGUUUUGGCGCUCUCUUGGUGCCAUGGGGUGGGCCGGUCUUCCAGCUUGGGGCUGGGCAGUCGUUUCAUCUCGGGCAGCUGGUGAAGGUCGCAGCGUGUCGCUUACGCGCCUGAUCAGAGCAGGCGCGACACCACAGAGGCCGAACGAAAUGGCGCAAGCAUCCGCAAAGCGUCACCGCAAAGCCAUAGAGGAAGAGGACAGCCGCAACGCUAGGACAAUGCGCAGCAGUGGCCUGCCUGAAAGCGCAGCCUAUCGAAAGAGGCGCGCCGCCCGAGGUUCGGCGGGCCAGUUGUAACGCCCUCGAAGUCGACUAUGAUACAGCGUAGAGGUGUGGGGCCUUUUGCAGGGUUAGGGUUGCGCGCGCGCGGUUUUCGUCGCUGGUGUUCUAUGUGUCUGCUAGCUUGGUGGGGAUGGUGACGAAGGAAGGAAGAGGAGACGCCGAGCCAGGUGCGGACUGUCAUGGCUGCACUGCUUGCAGGGGGGGCGCUGCGGUGGGCGCGUGUGUGUCAUGAGUGAGCUCCUGGACGGUAGUGCCCUACGAGAUUGGCGGGGAUGCUGGCGCCAUCGCCUCCCUUCCACGCGGCCCGGUCGCUCGGUGCUGAUUGUGUUACGGCUGCACUGAGGGCGAGGGGACUCACUCUGCCGCGUGGUAAAAACUCGAACGAAAGGAGCGCUCUGCAGGCGUGGGCCUUGCUUCUGCCAGUGCCAGCCUGGGACGCACACGCUGCGUGCCAGCUAAGAAAGAGGCAGGCAAGCCAAAGCGCAAGAGGGUGCAGACAGCAGGCGCUACGGAUGAGGAGGCCAGAAGUGGGCCGCGUGGGUUUCUUUGUUUGUCUCCUGCUCCUGCUAUUGUUCGCCUUCUUUGUUUGUUGGUGCUGCGUGGGGGGAUGCAGCUUGCUUGUUGGCGGCUGUGGUGCAAAGCAACGAACAGAGGAGAGUGAACGUGUGCACUUCUGUUCUGCGCGUGGGCUUUUCAUUUUUAUCGGCUUGUUGCUCUUUGUCAUUGUCUUCAAUGUCAUGUGGAGCACCACCACCAGAGCGCCGGCCUACUUCAGGCGCGUGUGGAUCGGCACGCGGUAACAAACUAGGUAGCAGGGGUUGUAAAUAAGUCGUGAGCAUUGCGGCUAGUAUUAUUUCCAUCGUGCCGACUCACUGGCAUUUUUUUGUUGCUUGCGCACACUUGCUUUCAGGACCAUCAUACGUCCUUUUUGCGAAACGAAUCAGAAUAGAAACAGAUCGCAUGCAUGGAGACGGAUAGCUUUAGCUCCUUGCGCUUACUCUUCCACCAGCGUGCUCCACCGUUCCGUUGGUUCAAGAAGAUAUAUUAUACGACGUUCGUGCUACUAACUACAAGCUACACUUGAUUAUACCCAUCUCCCUCGAACGACUGUCACGCAGACAAUUCUGUAUACCGCUUCCGUCUUGGUCCGCGUUGCUGCUUUCGGGCGAGCCGAGAUGGUUCUCACAACUUGGUUUCUUGUAGUGCUUGCGGAUCAAGUGCGAAACAUCAUAGUUCAAAGUCUGGUCUGGUAUUGCCUCAUUCGCCGGUUUGGACAGGUAUAAUAACUUGUUCCUUAUGGCGUAGCCGUAGGCAUUUCAUUCUCUGACUGCGUGCUUUGUGAGGAAAAGGAUUAGGUUGCUGCUUACAAUUUAUGUUGUCGGUCAUCAGACGCGGAGAAGACCAAUAGCUAACAAGCACCCUGCUGUUGAGCAUCUUCAACAUACUUACUUAGACACAAACUGACUGGGCUUCCCUCAACCUUGCACCUCCAACAGGUUCCCGUAAUGGAUGAAGAGGAGUACUUUGCUGAGCACUUUGCUGACGGUGAUGUAGAGGACACGAUUGGAGCCAUGCAAGUUAUCCAAGGGGUGGCAAAUUCCUGUCUGGAAUGGAGGCGCUUUGAUCUACUGAUUUACUCAAUCUUAUGACCAUGUCGAUUGCACGGCUGCGACUUAGUGAUAUCGCUUCUUAGCGGUGAGCAAGUACUAGUACUACUAAGUCGAGUUGCAUCAGGAUCUGCUCAUGACUUAGAUAGAGUUCUUCUUGGACUGGUCAAGACGCUGACUUCAUAAUCAUCAUUGGAUCAAGUAUGACACAUUAAUCUUCACCCUGCUCUCCCUCGUCACCAUCUACUUCUUCAUAUCGUCUUGGGCUCUACGCAAUUUUUUUGCUGACAUUGAUAGCAGUUCAGGACUACCUCACGGCGCAACAACAGGCCGUCUUCGAGGAUGUAGACACGGCGUUCUUGGCACUCUUCGCUUUGGAGAUCCUUAUCCGUGUAACAGCAACGGGCAUGAUCUUUAUGCUGAUAGAUACUAUAGAAGAGAUAUUUGUUUGAAUCCCUUGAAAAAGACUUGAGCUUAAACUCAAGAAGUGGAUUAAUGACUUACUAAUGAAAGCGGCUACAAUCUAAGCAAUUCAUCACUCUUCUUAUUUGAAUCCCUUAAAUCCGGCAGACUUCCUUAGAAGAAAUAAUUGGCCGUCUGCUAAAUCACCGUCAGCAAGAUGCUUAUAAUUUCAAUUUGAUUGUACAAGAAGGCUGAUACAGUAUAAAUAAAGUACUAGUCACUGUGGGAAAAUGCAGAUCACCGCUAACUGACUCUACACCCCAUUCUUCCCGAAGCUCUUCAUGCGCCACACCCCAUCCCGAAGAGCUUCAUCUCUAAAAUCAACUUUUACGACCUUUGGAACGUCUUCGAUUUCGCGAUUGUCCUGAUAAGUUGGGUGUUUGCGCUUCAGCGCUACGCGAAUCCCGAGGAAGCGACGUCGAGCACCACCUUGGCGCUACUGCGUCUACUGCGCUUGCUGCGACUCGUAAACGGUACUAAGUACUUCUUUCCUGUAGUCAUGAGUACUUACUUGUUUUCCGUGAAGAAGUAGAGAAAUCUACAUGUCGAAGUUUUAGUUUGUCUCUGUCUCCUUACUUUCCAUGAGCAUGUGUGACCAUCAUGCAUCAGCUUCAAGAAGAAGAUUUCCACCACGACAGGUUUACGGAAACUGACAUCAACUAAGCGGAGUCGCGUGUCUGGACAGAGUGGACUCAAUUUUUCUUCCCCGGUAGAACGGGUCCUCGAAAUUUUGAAGGAGGUGAAAACCCUCAAAAUUGUGACGAAGGGCCUACAAGAAGAAAUUACAUGGGCAAUGGACAUCGUAUCGAGUAAUAAUUAUGCAGAGAAGAUGUUGUAAACCAGCACAGUGUCCAGCAUAUUCUCAACUGCAUACUUCUCACACCACUAUGUAUGUAAUACCAUGUAACCGCCCUGGCACCAUGAAGAUGAUGCACCAUGUACGUCAAGAAUGUCUUAUCCUUGUUUCUAACUCGCAUUGUAUUCGAUUUCUGUGGAUACGAGUGACAAAUCCGGUGCAAAAGGGAGUGAAUCACUUUUAGAACAGGAGCUUUCAGACUGGGUCCGCCUCGUCUCCGACAACCAAGGAACGCAUUCAGGACCCAGCUGGCAGGAGAACGAAUUGGAACGUUUUCUGGUUUUAAGGCGAUGAUGAAGAUCGAUGCUUCAGCUUCUUAUUCUUUCAUUUCAGCAACAGCACCAGCAGCCUAUCUUCAAUUGUCUGAAAGAAUGUAUCUUGUUUGCACGAGAAGUUGAAUUCCCUUUGAUCAGUAGAAUCUUGUUUCGUCAAACUAUAUAUGUAGUAGUCUUCUCUACUACCCUUGGAGUGGGUACAUUCAACAUUCACUCACUCAUUCAUACAUACCGUAGGAAAAGUUGAAAUUCAUCAUUCCGACAGCUGCAUCAGCACCGGCUUUAAUGAAAGGGCAAACGAAGAAGCGCGAGCACCAAGAAAACUUGGAGCAAGCAAGACGUCGGUUGCUUUUGUUUAUUGAGCAAGAUGUGGUCAAGAGGAUGCCAUCAGACGGCUCGUUGCGAUGCGAAACACGAGAAGAACUAGCCAUGAACGAAAUGGACUACAGUGUCUAUCUCAGUGCACGGGUGCAGAGCCAUGUGCUGGCUAUGCUUGAGGAGGGACUACGUACUUCUCUUUUUCUUGAUUUCGCGCCAUUGCACUUUUUGAAAUCACGCUUACCGUAAUUGUAGUUUGCUCGUCGUCUUGCACAGCAGCUGUUCUAUCUCGUGCUGCCAAGGUUUUUUGGUCCAAUAAAUCCACUCUGAUUUAUUUUUGAGUUUGUGAAAAUAGAAUGUUGAAAAAACGCAUUCAUCAGAUAUCUGGGAUUUCAACAUUUACUCCUUCGCACUCGCUGUGGGACCUGAUGACGUGCUUCCCUUGAUUUUAAGGAUACUAGUAGUAGGCCGCUAAAGGUGUUUCUGAUGCGGUUUGUUCUGCCUCUCUCCUAAGGGACGAGAAAAGCAUGAAAUUAGAAACAGACGGGAAACAUGAACACCAAAACCCUGCCUCUAAUGAGCUUUGCGGAGACUUUUUUGUUCCAUGAGCUGACCGCGACCUUUGAAAUGACUCUGGAUCCGGUGAUCGAAUACGCGCGGGCCCUAACGAAAGGAUACGUCGAAUCGAAUCCAUACCACAACAGUCUCCAUGCCGCAGAUGUUCUCCAGGGCUUCCACGUGCUGCUUACCUGGUUUCUGAAGUCGAAGAACACGGGGGCUGUAUUUUGACUUGGAAAAUUGUCAAGAAACAUGUAAGCAAGCAUCUAGUAAAUUUAGUAAACCACGGUUGUAACUACGGUGUGGAUUAAUCUUCAUUCUUCUCUGUAUCUAGUAUGAUGGACCUGUUUACCUGUUCUUUAUCCUUUUCUUCUCUGCAUCCUCAUAACGGGCGUUGUACAGAAAUUCGUUUGAUCAUGCCUGUAGAAGUCUCAGUGUUGUGUUGUCCUCCUCGUUUUAAGAAAGUCGUAGCACCAGUACCACAGCAGAUUGCUGCUUCGUUCGUUAACUAGUUAACGGAUUAAUGAAUUGAUGGUCUAAAAAAGAAGCACUAGUACCACAUGGCAUUUCAUCUUCGUUCUACAACAGAUUGCUGCGCAUGACGUGCUGGCUGGGCUGCUCGCGGCGGCCAUUCACGACUACGAGCAUCCUGGUGUAUCGAAUGCGUUUUUGGUUAGAACGCGGCACCCGAUUGCUCUUCGGUAUAACGACUCUGCGGUACUGGAGAAUCAUCACGUAUCAGCUGCUUUCCAUCUCAUGCUAGAUCUAAGUACCAAGAUUAAGGGUUGGUUUCGAAUUAUAAUUAAUACAUUCCUUAGAAAGUCCUAGGUUCAUCUUAUUACUAAUACAUCCCUUUUUACUUCCAUCCUUGGGGGACCUUUUCCUAGUAGAAAAGAAGCCAGGUGGGAUCAUGUUCUGAGGAAUGUAAUCCCGUAGCCUCUAACAAGAACAACAAUUCGAACGUUGGUACUGGGGCAAGUGCAGCUUCAACUACAUUUGAAGGUGCUGCUGCAACUGGUGGGCCUACAACAACGGCAACACCCGAUAGAGGAACAGAGGGGCAGCUUGAAGGUGCCAGCACGGCUGCAAGUCAGCAGGGAGGCGAGGUGCGGGCACGGGCGUCAACAAACCAAGCUAGUAUUAAGGCAUGAUCCCCUUGCUCCUUUAUUAAUCGUAAUCCAUCUCCAGAAGCUAGCAUCUACUUAAGACUGUUCCAUAAGGGGAAAGGGGCUUCAUCAAGAUGAAUCUCAAGUAGAUCCCGGAUUAGGGUGAGCUCAAUUCAAGAGAUGGAUUGCUUUGCGGUGAGCUGAGCUCUAAUACGGCUGGAAACUCCGCGGGCACUGCAGAUCUGUUAGGCAGUCUGAGUGAAGGCCAAUACCAACAGGUGAGGCGGAUGUGUAUCGACAUGGUAUUGGCGACGGACAUUAAGGCCUCCCCCAAUCCAUCUGUACUAUAGCUAUCCCUCAGCCGUAUGUCUCCCAUCAUUAGCGUAGGGGAGAUUAUAUUGGCGCAUUAUAUUCUUGAGGGAUUUCAAUAGGGGUGAACUGUGGUGGAAAGGUCUAAGGAAAGCAGCAGUCAUUUUGCGGAACUGAGUCUCUUCAAAACGAAAAUCAAUACUAGCCGCAACGGCUCAUUCCCUGACAGCAAACAGUAUGAGGACAAGCAAAUCUUGAUGAACAUCUUGCUGCACUUAUGACAGGAAAGAGCGUACUUUUUAUAUAUACUCAAGAAAAAAGCAAGGCAGAAUAACUUAAGCACGUAUGUUGAAACAACUGCCUCACUUCUUAAGCAUCAGUACACUUUUUCCUUUCAUAGCACGCAGCAGACAUCUCGAAUGCGUGUCGACCAGGAGAAGUCUACGUCCGUCAUGUCCAACGCACCAUGGAAGAAUUUUUUCGGCAAGGUGAUAUCGAACGGGACAAGAACAUGCCAGUAUCCAUGUUUUUUGAUCGGGAGACGACCAGCACCCCAAAAUGUCAACAGGCCUUCAUCGAUGUCGUAGUGCUGCCGCUUUUCACGUUAUGAAAAUUUAGAGUAUCAGACUUCACCUGAACCUGUGCACACAACCAUAGAACUGAGCACUCACCGGAGGCGUUGCACAGGGCUCCGGCCUGCCUUCGAAGGUGAGACCUCUGGGGCUGACAGGACCAUGACAGCGCCGGCGCUUAAUUAGUAGUAGAUAAGUUCUUGCCUGACCUUUCUUUUUUCGGUUUUUGUUUUUUCUAGUUAGAUAUGCUCCACCAAGAGUAUCAGACUUCACCAUCUUGAAGUAGAAGCACUUUCUUCCAUCCUCCCUGCUGAUAAGUAGUCGAAGAUUGUCUUGGUGUCCAUGUAGUUCUUUGUCUUUAUUCAGGAGGUUCAGUUCGUUCUAUUUUGCAGUAUUUCUUCUACAGCUUUCAGCUAAUACACGUUCUCGGCAACUACUUGCCGGAGGUUAGCGGGCAUUGCUUGGAGAACCUGUGGGCGAAUCGAGCGCAUGUACAGAGUCAGGAUCCUGAAGAGGGCAGGAGCAGAAAGACCGAGAAUUAAGACUUCCGGAAAUCCAUCCAUCGUGGUCCAAGAUGAUUUUCCAGAUGGAUUCCCGGAAGGUCUAAGAAAAGUUUUUCCUCGCUAGCUCUGGUGGAAAAACAGGUCUACGCCAUAACCUCCUGAAUGCUCUACGGGUGCGAAUGAACGGCGUUAUGCCACCGCCUGUAGUCAGCGUAUUGAAAAGCUUAAGCCAUGGGAAAACGGGAACCCGCAUUGCCGGAUGCUAUCACAGUACGGGAAAGGUGACGCGUCGCUGGUUGGGAGUGCUGUCGGCAAGACUGAAAGCUUGCUUCGCACCCUUGUUACGGAAAGUGUUUGGUAACCGAAUGGCAUCACAAGACGCAGACGACGAAGCGGGAAUUCCACUAGGGGAUGCUCCGGUAGCACCGGCUGGCGUAACCUGAAGGCGUACUUAUAAAGACUCGAUAAUAUUUUCUCCAGUUUUUUCGGAUUCUUGAAUUGAAGAAGCGAAAGCAUAGCUUUUCUUGUUUUUGUUGAAUUAUGAUUCUCGGCGUCAGGGGGACAUCGACCUCAUCGUCUUUUUGAUGAUUUCUUUUUGUGACCAUUAUGCGGCUCAUCAUCGAUUUACUUGCAUAAUUUUCUUGAAGAACAAGUCCAAGUCAAUCAUUACAACAAUUUUUAUUUCUCAAGUGUAUUUUUUGAACAGUAACGCAGUAGUUAUAUACAGCUUACUUAUGGAAUUUUCUCAGCGUGUGAGGACAAAAUCCUAGUUAAUAGAAGCUAGUAGCUUUUGUUUUGCGAGAACGAACCUGCCAAAGCAAAGCCAAAAAACAAAAAAUCUAUAGAAUAUGCUGCAAUUUUUGCAAACCACAAAC